Ipomoea nil (Japanese morning glory) is the source of this 1864-nucleotide messenger RNA. Its product is annotated as zinc finger protein CONSTANS-LIKE 16-like. Gene Ontology annotation, biological process: regulation of DNA-templated transcription. Gene Ontology annotation, molecular function: protein binding; zinc ion binding. Lineage: Eukaryota; Viridiplantae; Streptophyta; Magnoliopsida; Solanales; Convolvulaceae. Bases 331 to 1701 code for a protein of 456 amino acids. The record is from RefSeq and is a predicted model, not a curated record. The transcript is spliced from 3 exons. Gene Ontology annotation, cellular component: nucleus.
CUUUCAGAUCUGUUGCAGCCUAUACUAUACAUAAAGGCCAAACUCAACAUUUUUCAUAAGCCUUUCCUUUCGGCCUUAAUCAUCAGCUCCCAAUUAAUUCAAAAUUGUUGGAACUGCUUUCCAGCCAAAACUUUGAUCGAUCUUAAUUUCAUUUCCCAAAAAAGAUCUGACUCAAAAAAUUUACGUACUGUUUAAUUAUUUUGAUUGAUAUAUACGUAGAGUCAAUGUCUGCUCUGAAUUAACUGUACUAAUAACGUAUGUAGUCUAUGGUUUGUAUAGUAGCUAGCUUAGCUUGGGAUAGAAAUUAAAAUUGAGGGAGCUGAGGGUGCAAUGGAAGGCAAGCAUAAGGCAGCAGCGAGAGCUUGCGAUUAUUGUAUUGGUAAGAGGGCACGAUGGUACUGUGCGGCGGAUGACGCUUUCCUGUGCCAGGCCUGUGAUUCCUCGGUGCACUCCGCCAACCCUUUGGCCCGAAGGCACGCCAGAGUUCAGCUCAAGACUUUGUCCAAUAUAGAGCCGCCGUCGUGGCACCGAGGCUUCACCCGAAAGCCUCGUACACCUCGUCACGCCCACGGGAGGUACAAUAAUAAUAAUUCAAAACCAGUAGUUCAUCAUGACGUUGUCAAAACCCCUCUCCACCUCAGCAUCGUCCCGGUCCCGGAGAUGUGCAGCGACGAGAAUUAUUCCCAUGACGACGAGAAGGAGGACCAACUACUGUUGUACCGCGUCCCCAUUUUCGACCCGGUCGUGGCGGAUAUCUGCACCACACUCAAUAUUACGGAUUAUGAUGCGGCGGCGGCAGCCUUUAACCAAUCCAAGUGUGCAGGAGGAGGAGGACACGGACACCACAAAAAUUGGGACGGAAAGAGUAGUACUACUACUAUGCCGCCCACGACGACGGAAAUGGAAAUGGAGCUUGCGGAGUUUGCAGCUGACGUAGAGAGCUUGCUAGGAAAAGGGCUAGAUGAUGAAGAGGAGUCGUCGUUUGACAUGGAAGGUUUGGGGUUUUUAGGGGGUAAUAACGUCGAAGAAGAGAAAGCGUCAACGAUGAUGGAGUUUAGCCGCCGCCAUGAGAAAGUAGUAGUGAAGGUUGAGGAAGAGGACGCACCCGCACCCGCAUGCGAAGCAGCUGAUGAUGAUAUUUUCAUGGCGGCUAAUGCUAAUCAUCACUACACUAGUAGUAGUAGUUUAUGUUUUGAUACCCUUGAGCUAAAGUUUGAUUAUGAUAAUGAUUAUUAUUCACCAAAUAAUGAAAAAGAAGAAGAAGGAGAAGAACUAUUAAAAAUGCGUAACAAGUCGACGAUUUUGUUGAAUCUUGAUUAUGAAGCUGUUAUUUUGGCUUGGUCUGACCAGAGGUGUCCUUGGAUUACUGGCCAACGCCCGGAGAUGAACUCCCAUCACGGCUGGCCUGAUUGCAUCAUGCAACGGGGAUGUGGAAGUGGAACAAUCCAUGCCGCCGCGUACGAUGGAGUCGGAGACAUGGGAAUUACGUUCGGACAGGCCGCAAUAGCAGACGACGUAUGGGUAGGGAGAGAAGCAAGGGUAUCCAGGUACAGAGAGAAGCGACGAACCAGACUGUUCUCUAAAAAAAUAAGGUACGAGGUGAGAAAACUGAAUGCAGAGAAGAGGCCGAGGAUGAAAGGGAGGUUUGUUAAAAGGGCCAAUUUUCCAUUGCUCGAUCAACAAAUAGGCCGCCCCGCAUAGUACGUAUAACUGUCAUACGCUGCUACUUUAAUUUUGGUACUUACAUCUUUGUUUAAUUGUUUGUGUAAUUCGGAGUUUGAAUAAGUGACAAUCAUGCUCAUGCUGUAACAAUUUAGUGACGUUGACAUACCAUUUUUACAGGUGUCUUACUUUUUUACUUCCA